Molecule: messenger RNA, 6293 nt
Organism: Pygocentrus nattereri (red-bellied piranha)
Lineage: Eukaryota; Metazoa; Chordata; Actinopteri; Characiformes; Serrasalmidae
Gene: stag2b
Product: stromal antigen 2b
Exons: 32
Coding region: 298-4149 (1283 amino acids)
Biological process (GO): sister chromatid cohesion
Cellular component (GO): nucleus; chromatin; cohesin complex
Molecular function (GO): chromatin binding
Source: RefSeq, a predicted model, not a curated record
CGAAACAACAAACCGAACGGAGCAAACGGGGUGAGAGAGAGCGAGAGAGAUAGAGCGAGGGAGAGAGAGAGAGAGACUCUAAAACAGCUUCUGACCGCCACUUUCAAACUACGUCCAUGAAUCAGUCUUGGAUUUUCGUUCAGUGCAAGUAGCGCAGGUCGAAAUCUACAGGAAGCCGCGCGGUCGCUGAAUUCAACGCUGUUAAGUAGGUCAUAUGACGAGAAAGGUACCCACUGCUUGUGGUAAUUGAAGAUUAAGUGCUUGACAAGUUAAGGUGGUCCAGAAGAUGUUAAAGAAAUGAUAGCAGCACCAGAAUUACAAACGGAUUUUCAUUAUCCCCAGGACACAGACACUCGUUUUUCAUCGGACACUGACUUCGAUGAUCCUGAUGGGAGAAGUGCUGUCCAGGGAAAAGGAAAGGUGAAAAAGGGGAAGAAAGCCCCUGGGGAGAAGGGAAAAGGAGCAGGAAAAGGUGCUGGCCGAUUGAAUGGACACCACCAGGAAAAUGGCAUGGAGAAUGUUAUGCUUUUUGAAGUGGUCAAGCUGGGGAAGAGUGCCAUGCAGUCUGUCGUGGAUGACUGGAUCGAGUCAUACAAGCAUGACAGAGACACAGCACUCCUUGACUUGAUCAACUUCUUUAUCCAGUGUUCAGGCUGCAAAGGUGUUGUUAGUGGUGAGAUGUUUCGGCACAUGCAAAAUUCUGAGAUCAUCAGGAAGAUGACUGAAGAGUUUGAUGAGGACAGUGGAGAUUACCCACUCACGAUGGCAGGUCCACAGUGGAAAAAGUUCAAGUCGAGUUUCUGCGAGUUCAUUGGCGUAUUGGUGCGACAGUGUCAAUACAGCAUCAUCUAUGACGAGUAUAUGAUGGACACGGUCAUCUCUCUGCUCACGGGUCUCUCAGAUUCCCAAGUGCGCGCCUUCAGGCACACCAGCACACUCGCAGCCAUGAAGCUGAUGACAGCUCUAGUGAAUGUUGCGCUGAACCUCAGCAUCAACAUGGACAACACGCAGCGCCAGUACGAGGCUGAGAGGAAUAAGAUGAUUGGCAAGCGGGCCAAUGACAGGCUGGAGCUGCUUCUGCAGAAACGGAAGGAGCUACAAGAAAAUCAAGAUGAAAUUGAAAACAUGAUGAAUGCAAUUUUCAAGGGUGUCUUCGUUCACAGAUACCGUGAUGCAAUAGCAGAGAUCCGAGCGAUCUGCAUAGAAGAAAUUGGGGUAUGGAUGAAAAUGUACAGCGACGCCUUUCUCAACGACAGCUACCUAAAGUACGUGGGCUGGACCCUGCAUGACAAGCAAGGUGAAGUGCGACUUAAAUGCCUGACGGCUCUGCAGGGCCUCUACUACAACCGUGAGCUCAAUGCCAAGUUGGAGCUCUUCACCAGCCGCUUCAAGGACCGCAUUGUGUCUAUGACGCUGGAUAAGGAGUAUGAUGUCGCUGUGCAAGCAAUAAAACUGCUCACACUUGUGUUACAUAGCAGUGAUGAGGUCCUGACUGCGGAGGACUGUGAGAGCGUGUACCACUUGGUGUACUCAGCUCACCGGCCAGUUGCUGUGGCGGCAGGAGAGUUCCUUUUCAAAAAGCUGUUCAGCCAUCGAGACAUAGAGGAUGACAGCAUGCCUAAAAGACGAGGCAGACAGUCACUGAAUGCCAACCUCAUUAAAACCACUGUUUUCUUCUUCCUAGAGAGUGAGCUCCAUGAACAUGCUGCGUACCUGGUGGAUAGCAUGUGGGACUGCGCCUCGGAGCUGCUGAAGGACUGGGAAUGCAUGAUCAGUCUCCUGCUGGAUGAGCCCCUGCCUGGAGAGGAAGCUCUGACGGACAGACAGGAGACGGCCCUCAUCGAGAUCAUGCUCUGUACCAUCCGACAGGCUGCAGAGUGCCAUCCUCCUGUGGGCAGAGGAACUGGCAAGAGGGUACUGACAGCAAAAGAGAAGAAAACUCAGCUUGAUGACCGGACGAGAAUGACCGAGCUUUUUGCAGUGGCACUUCCACCUUUACUCGCAAAGUACUCAGUUGAUGCAGAAAAGGUGACCAACCUAUUACAACUUCCACAGUUCUUUGAUCUGGAGAUAUAUACAACAGGACGGCUGGAAAAGCAUCUGGAAUCACUGCUAAGACAAAUCAGGGAAAUUGUGGAAAAGCACACAGACACUGACGUGCUAGAAGCCUGCUCCAAAACCUACCAUGCCCUUUGCAGCGAGGAGUUUACGAUUUUCAACAGGGUGGACAUUGCCCGCAGCCAGCUUCUGGACGAACUGGUGGACAAGUUCAACAGGCUGCUGGAAGACUUCCUACAGGAGGGAGAAGAUCCAGAUGAAGAUGAUGCUUAUCAGGUCUUAUCCACACUGAAGCGGAUCACGGCUUUCCAUAAUGCUCAUGACCUCUCCAAAUGGGAUCUGUUCACCAGCAACUAUAAGUUACUCAACACAGGCAUUGAGAAUGGGGACAUGCCUGAGCAGAUUGUCAUCCAUGCACUGCAGUGUACACACUAUGUGAUCCUGUGGCACUUAGCGAAGGUCUCUGAGGGUAGCUGCAAAAAAGAGGACAUGGUGACUCUGAGGAAGCAAAUGAGAGCAUUCUGUCUCAUGUGUCAGCGUUAUUUGGCAAGCGUCAACACUGCUGUCAAAGAGCAGGCUUUCACUAUCCUGUGUGACCUGCUGAUGAUAUUCAGUCACCAAAUCAUCUCUGGGGGGAGGGAGAUUCUGGAGCCUCUGGUCUACACGCCGGAGGCCUCCCUGCAAUCGGAGCUGCUCAGCUUCAUCUUGGACCAUGUCUUCAUAGACCAGGAUGAGGACAACAACAGCACAGAUGGACAGCAGGACGACGAAGCAGGCAAGAUAGAAGCUUUGCACAAAAGACGCAACCUGCUGGCAGCUUACUGCAAGCUCAUCAUCUACAAUGUGGUGGAGAUGAACACUGGGGCUGAUAUAUUUAAGCAGUAUAUGAGAUAUUACAAUGACUAUGGUGACAUCAUCAAGGAAACAAUGAGCAAAACAAGACAGAUUGACAAAAUACAGUGUGCAAAGACACUCAUUCUGAGCUUGCAGCAGUUGUUCAACGAGAUGCUGUCAGACCUGGGCCCAGGCUUUGACCGGUCAUCUUCAGCCUUCUGUGGCAUUAAAGAACUGGCUCGGCGCUUCUCUCUGACUUUUGGCCUGGAUCAACUCAAAACCAGAGAAGCCAUCGCCAUGUUACACAAGGAUGGUAUUGAAUUUGCCUUCAAGGAGCCAAAUCCUCAAGGAGAAGGGUAUCCUCCCUUAAACCUGGCUUUCCUGGACAUCCUCAGCGAGUUCUCAUCUAAGCUCAUGAGACAGGACAAGCGCACUGUGCAUAUGUAUCUGGAGCGCUUCAUGACGUUUCAGAUGGCUCUGCAGAGGGAAGACUGCUGGUUACCGCUCAUCUCCUACAGGAACUCCCUGCAGGCCGGCGGUGAUGAUGACACCAUGUCUGUGGUGAGCGGCAUCAGCAGUCGUGGCUCCACCAUCCGCAAUAAGAAGCCCAAACCUGUCACUGGCAAGAGGAAACUAUCUGAAGCAGAGGAGAGCAGCAGCAGCAGCGAGGUGUGGCUAAAUAGAGAUCAGAGCAUGCAGACGCCAGUCAUGAUGCCUUCUCCCCACCUCACGUCCACAGUCAUGCGCGAUACAAAGAGGCUGCGACCCGAGGACAGCUACAUGGGCGUGUACACCAUGCCACCUGAGCAGCAACAGCCGCAGCCGCCACCACAGCAUCACGCACCCCCACAGACGCCCCAGCCUCACCACCACCAAACCCCCUUGGACUACAACACACAGGUCACCUGGAUGCUAGCACAGAGGCAGCAGCAGGAGGAGGCUGCCAGACAGCAACAUGAGAGAGCCAUGAACUACGCCAAACUGAGGAGCAACCUGCAGCACGCCAUUCGUCGAGGAUCAGGCCUAAUGGAAGAUGACGAGGAACCGAUUGUAGAGGAUGUGAUGAUGUCAUCAGAAGGCAGAAUUGAGGAUCUUAAUGAAGGCAUGGAUUUUGACACAAUGGAUAUUGAUCUGCCUGCGUCAAAGAAUCGGCGAGAGAGAUCGGAACUGAAGCCAGACUUUUUCGACCCUGCCUCUAUCAUGGAUGAGUCUGUAAGGACCACUCAUUUCCUGGGUUAUGAUGCUUUUCAGCGGUAAUGUGGGGGGCCACACUAACUCUCCACUGUAAGGCCAUCAGAGAUCACCACUAGAUGGCACUAAUAGGAGUGAUUUCUAAUAGACAGCUCUGUUCCACAGUUUACUCUGUGCUGUGGAAGAGAGACAGCCUCAACCUACAAAAUGUUAAAACCCACCUGGACUUAAAAUUAACUACAUUUUAAGAGAAUCAAGCAUCAUUCAUCUGGUAACACUAACCUCACACUGAAUUUAAACAUUUUCUUUUGUAGGUUCUUGGAGUACCCAUGUUUUAAGAUUUAAAAGAAUUUGGAUUUUUUUUUUUUUUUUUUUUUUUUUUUUUUUAAAGAAAACCAAUUUUUCUCUGUAAUAUUGGAUUGAUUUUGUAAAGAUGAUACACAAACUCUGUGUAGUAACUGGUAAACAAAACAAACUAUUCCUGUUGACUAGAGACUUAACUAUAAAUACAGUGACUUCAACAGUCGUCCAGUAAGCUUUCCCUCUACAUGCAAAAUGUUGGGGGCAGAUUGUGAAUGCCAUGGAAUGUUGGACUGUUCUUAGCCAUGUAUAAAUAAUAUGAAAUAUUUCAAAGUUGAACGUCAUCUUGUGUGAAGAAAUUUAUGUGAGCUCUCUUAGAGUUGUGGUAUUCCUUGAAACUGGGGUGAAUGCAUCUUUUUUUAACUUAAAAAGAUACCUAUGUUAUGUAUAGCCCUUUUGUAAUAGUGAGUAAUCAGGUGUAAAGUAGUAAUUUAUAAGCAGGUUAUUGCUCAUCAUAGUGAGUGAUGUGAUAUUUUAUUCUUCUUAACUAUCUAAUAUGUAAAAUGGGGAGAUCCUCCAGGUCUUUAUAUUUAGUGUUUAGUUUCGUUUCCCUCCCUUUUGAGAAAGACGAAAACAAGGCCUACAGCUCAUACUAUCUGUUAAGGACACUGUAGCUCGAGGAGUCCGAGAAAGGAAGCUGUGAUUCUGCUUCUCCCAAAUCAUCUCACCCAAAGAUUAGAACUGCUUGCUUAUCCCUCCAAAGAGCAACACCAACAAAGCGAAAGGAAAUCUCCAGUAGUGCCAUUGUGUCUGUCUCUAACAAAAACGAAGCUUACUACAGUAUGUCUGCUGCAAAACCAUUGUCUCCUCCCUGGCAUUCAGCUGAUUAGAGUGAUGUAGACAUUUACUUUUAAAUAAAGUUAUAUAAGAAUAUAUAAAUUGGUGCUGAUUUUAUAACUGUGCAUUUAGGUUUUUUUUUUCUUGUUUUUAAGCUCCAAUUUAAAGAUGAAAGGAAAUGGAAAUGUAUUAAAAUGUCAAAAAAUGAGAGCAUGUAGCCAUGCAGCAAGGAAUUUUUUAAAAUUUGUAUUUUAUAUGGGUAUUUCUGUUGUUUGUUAGUUUGUUUUUGUUUUAUUUUUUGUCAGUCUUAAGGUCUUCAGGUUAUCACAUUUUCCUAAAUGUAAAUUAGGAUUGUUAAGCUUCAUGGUCAGAGCUAUUAUGUUCAGCUUUAAGUUGUUUUUCAGUUUUUUGACCCCCCCCCCCACCCCCCCAUAUCAAACCUUCAGUGUAACACAAUGUAAAAUUUAUUCGAACACGAACAUUAUUUGUGUUGCUUUGGGCAGCUCUAUAAAGUAAAACUAAUACACAUCUAGCUUGUACUCAAAUAUUUGUAUAUCUAAACAUGUUUUGUCAGAGGUAUACUUUUUAAUCAUUCCAUGCCUUGGCCUUAAACAUGCUUGUACAAAAAAAAGUUCUCAAUUUUUCAUGUUAAGAUUUUUUUUUUCCUGUUUUGUGCAGUGCAUUGGUUCCCAUUUUCUAUAGAAGAUAGUAUGUUCAGAAAUGGCAUGAUUGUAAUUAUUAAGUUAGGAAAGUGCUACGGCACUUGAAGAAAUACGAAAAGAGGAGGCUCUUUGGCUCUAUUCUGUCCCCUGUUGGUCAUUCACCACUGCAUUGGCAAAACUGCUGAAUAGAUUGUGUAAAUAUACAUGUGUUUUAACAGAAACUUAAUUUUCUAGUGUUUUUUUUCCUGGUAAUGUUUAUAAGCAUAUAUGAUCUUUUCCCUGUUCAAAGAUUUCCACUCAUACCUAAUUGUUUCCCUGUCCUGUCAUCCACUGUACUAUUUCUGAUUUGUAUCUAUCUGGAGACAGUACGUUUUUGAAUAAAAGUAAACAAAUCUUUUUUGUGUGAUUUUA